AUGGCUGCUUUUGGCCGGUUUCUGCCGGUGCUGACGGGCUGCAAUGAGUCGAGAGCUGCCUCAGGACUGGGUAUUCGCAUCACGAAUCGGUCUGAGCACUAUCGCCCCGUUGACCAAUUCGAUGCUCAAGGAAUCACCCAAACCUACGUUUAUUGCUGCAAGGACAUCCGGUGGGAGAUCGAUGAUGACGUCUCCGCUACCAUCACCUGGAUCUUGGCACUUCACGAGUGUCCGCACGGAUUGAGUCAUAAGGGAAAAAGUCUGGACCGAUGGGAAGGCCCCAUCCUACGCCCGCAUGGCCCCUAC
Messenger RNA from Mesorhabditis spiculigera, 306 nucleotides. The record is from the annotation of a GenBank genome assembly. Lineage: Eukaryota; Metazoa; Nematoda; Chromadorea; Rhabditida; Rhabditidae.